Messenger RNA from Mytilinidion resinicola, 2826 nucleotides. RefSeq lists its product as uncharacterized. Lineage: Eukaryota; Fungi; Ascomycota; Dothideomycetes; Mytilinidiales; Mytilinidiaceae. The record is from RefSeq and is a predicted model, not a curated record. Gene Ontology annotation, molecular function: chitin synthase activity. Gene Ontology annotation, cellular component: cell septum; cell periphery. Bases 41 to 2719 code for a protein of 892 amino acids. The transcript has 3 exons.
CUCGACUCGAACCUUCGCUUCCACAGCUUGCUGGACAGACAUGUGGAGUGAAGUCUUGGCACGCACAGUCAACGGCAAUGGAGUGGGCGCCAUUACGGACCCGUGGCCGGUCAAAGAUAUUGUCUAUGUUGCCAUUGUCGGAACGAUUAUGCUAGCGGCCUUUUUGGAGUGGUUUCUUUGGCUAGCCGCAUUCCUCUACUGCCUCGUCAAGGUUUAUCAGAAGGCGGAGAACCUUAGCAUCAAGAUCUUGGCUGUUAUCAUUAUGGUUGUAAUGAUAUUCCUUCCGAUCAUGGUCGUCACGCUCCCGCUUCCCGCAAAAAUAACCCAGUACUUCCCUUUGGAGGUGGUCUCCUUCUUGCAGUGGUUCGCCUUCUGGUCAUUCUCCGGCCUUCUCAUUAUACCCUGGUUGCUGUGUGUCUACCAGCUAGUCACACACUCCAUUGGACGUACCACUCGGAUCAAGACCGUUCUGGAUGAGAACUCGGCGCCCAAAGUUGUUAUCGUUAUGCCCUGCUAUAAGGAAGUCCCGGAAAUCCUUUUGAGAACAGUAGAUUCACUCGUCGACUGCGAGUAUCCUCCAUCAUGCUUGCACGUCUUCCUCUCGUUCGACGGAGAUCAAGAAGACGAACUCUACUUGAACACCAUUGAGAAGCUUGGUGUCCCUCUGACUCUCGAUUCAUAUCCCAAGAGUAUCGACGUUACCUAUCGGAGCACUCGCAUCACCGUCUCUCGAUUCCCGCACGGCGGCAAGCGACAUUGCCAAAAGCGGACCUUCAAGCUGAUUGACAAAAUCUAUACGGAUUACCUCAAGCGCAACGACAACCUCUUCGUGCUCUUUAUCGACUCGGACUGCAUCUUAGACAAAGUUUGCAUCCAGAACUUUAUGUACGAGAUGGAGCUCAAGCCUGGAAGCAAGAAGAACAUGUUGGCCAUGACUGGGGUCAUCACAUCCACUACGGAGAAGAACUCUCUGAUCACCAUACUCCAAGACAUGGAGUACAUCCACGGGCAGCUAUUCGAGCGUUCUGUCGAGUCGGGUUGUGGUGCAGUGACCUGCCUGCCUGGCGCUCUCACCAUUCUCCGUUUCUCUGCGUUCCGAAAGAUGGCAAAGUACUACUUCGCCGACAAAGCUGAACAGUGUGACGAUCUCUUCGAUUACGGGAAAUGCCACCUCGGUGAGGAUCGUUGGUUGACGCACCUCUUCAUGAUCGGCACGAAAGAGCGAUACCAGAUCCAAAUGAACACAGGCGCGUUUUGCAAGACAGAGGCCGUCCAAACCUACCAGAGUCUGCUCAAGCAACGCCGCCGGUGGUUCCUAGGCUUCAUCACAAAUGAGGUAUGCAUGCUGACAGAUAUACGACUUUGGAAGCGUUACACGGUCCUCUGCACCGUUCGAUUCAUGCAGAACACGAUCCGAACGACUGCGCUCUUGUUCUUCAUCAUGGUCAUAUCUCUCUUAACAACAUCCCAGACAAUCAAGCAACUUCCUGUUGGAUUUAUUGGUAUUUCGCUCGGGCUCAAUUGGAUCCUCAUGCUGUAUUUCGCCGCGAAGCUUGGCCGAUACAAAAUCAUGCUCUACCCCCUCAUGUUCAUUAUCAAUCCGUUCUUCAACUGGGUGUACAUGGUCUAUGGGAUCUUCACAGCCGGGCAGCGCACUUGGGGAGGCCCUCGAGCCGAUGCUGGAGCCGCGGAUACGACGACCACGCCUCAAGCUGCCAUUGAGCACGCAGAAGCGAUGGGAGAUGACCUCAAUGUGAUCCCCGAGACUUUCAAGCCGGCAGCGGAGAGGCAAAAGGAUACUCGGCCGGUCCACGUCCCCCUCCAGCCAUCAGCUUUUUUGGAGGGUCGCUUCGCACCCGCAGAGCGGCUCCCCGGUGGUUGGUACCAUCAGUCCAACGACUCCGGCCUCACCUUGCCAAACACGAUGCCUCGGAACCCUCAUGUUCCUCACAUCCCUCUCCAUCCCCGCGACUCUAUCGACUCAAUGAUCACAGCCUUCUCUGCGGGCAACUCAGUCUACCUGCCCCGCCGCGUCGAGAGCUUCGUCGCUCCCGAGGACGCCCGUCUCUACCACAACACGCAGGCCACACAGCGCCCAGCCGGCGGCGCCUUCUACGAAGCCGACCGCCGAGUCCCCUGCGACCGCGAAGCCAGUUUCGCGAAGUCCAAGAAGCAGAAGUCCAUCGACUCGUUCUCGGACGAGUCGACCAACAACUCCAAGACCAACCUCCAUCUCUCGCAACAUCCCGCCCGUGGAAGCCGCAGCACCAGCGCAAACACGAGCCUGAAUUUUGCCGAGUUCCCAUCGCGGCCUCCAUCGCCGCUCGCACAUGACGCAAUUCGGGUUCCGGCCCGCGCCGCUUCCAGCAUCCCCUCCCAGUCCACCUCACUCCUUUCUACGGACCCGCAGAACUCGAACCCGUUUAACUCGCUGAUUGUCCCCCGCCGCAGUCGUCGCCUAGGCGACCGCACACCCUCGGCGUCGGGUCGAGGGCGGAGUCCGCUGGCGCGGAAGAGCUUCGUGCGGACGGCAGCAGCAGCAGAGGGAGAUGGCGGGGAGAUGGAGAUGAUGCCAUCGUCCCAGCGAGCUCGACUGCAGGAGCAUGGCGGAGACAGCAGCGGCGAGGACGAUGGCAACCACCGGAGCUCGAGCAGCGAUUGCAGCAGGCAGGGCCGGAGGCGGCUGUCCAAGCCGGCGCCGUGGUGGGAGAAGAAGUGAGUCGGAGACACGUGCUCUUCAUUCUUCAGCUCUCUCUCUCUCUCUGAACUCAAAAUUUCCCUUUUUCUUUCCCGUUUCUCUAUUCCUUCCCUUCAACGCUUUUACUU